GAGGAGUUUGAUAAACCAUGGAAGUGGAGGUUGCAUGCUUCCAAUUCCAUUUUCUGUUAUUCAUUUCUUUUCCUCUCCACCUUUUGCAGCCUCAGUUUGUUAGACUGUAAGUUAGUGUUGUUGCUUGGAAAUGCUCUGUUUCUCGUUCCAAAAUGUGGCUCUGUUUCUCCUUCUUCUAUGCUCCUCCUCUCAUUGUCUUCUUGUAAGUUCUUUGAAUCAUGAAGGGUUUAUGCUUUUGUCAUUUAAGCACUCCAUUUUCGAAGACCCACAUGGGGCUUUGACCGAUUGGGAUUCUUCUGAUGAAACCCCUUGUUCUUGGAAUGGCGUUGGCUGUAUACACCAAAUUGUUGUUUCUCUUACGUUUCCUAAGAACAAUCUAUAUGGGUUUCUUCCUUCCUCUCUCGGUGCUCUUGCUGGCCUCCGCCAUGUCAAUUUCAGGAACAAUAGGCUGUUUGGGAGCUUGCCUUCACCGCUCUUUUCCGCUCAACGCCUACAAAGCUUGGUUCUCUAUGGGAAUUCCUUUUCUGGGUCUGUUCCAAAUGGGAUUGGUAAGCUUAAAUUCCUUCAAACUCUGGAUUUAUCUCAAAAUUUCUUUAAUGGCUCCUUACCCACUUCGAUUCUUCAAUGCAAGAGGCUUAAAACCCUUGAUCUUAGUCAGAAUAACUUCACUGGUUCACUGCCUCAUGGGUUUGGAACUAGCUUGAGUUCUUUGGAGAAACUUGAUCUUUCAUUCAACAGCUUCGAUGGUUCUGUUCCUAAUGAUUUGGGGAGUUUGGGUAGCUUACAAGGAACUCUUGACUUGUCUCAUAAUCAUUUUUCUGGUUCAAUCCCUUCUAGCCUUGGGAACUUACCAGAAAAGGUUUACAUUGAUCUCAGCCACAACAAUUUGAAUGGUCCAAUACCCCAAAAUGGUGCUCUUAUGAACAGAGGACCCACUGCUUUUAUUGAAAAUCCUGGGCUCUGUGGUUCCCCAUUGAAGAACACAUGUUCUUCACCAUCAUUGCUGCCAUUUCUCCCAAGGACUUAUGGUGAAAACGCUAAGAAGGCUAGUGGAUUAAGUAAGAGUGCUGUGAUUGCUAUAGUACUUGGUGAUAUGAUUGGCAUAUGUUUAGUUGGGUUAUUGAUCUCAUAUUGUUAUUCUAAACUGUUCAAUCCAAGAAACAGCAGAGAAUGUUUAUGUUUCAGGAAGGAUGAAUCCGAGACGGUUUCACAGAACGUCGAGCAGCUCGAUCUCGUGGCAUUGGAUGAACAAGUUGAGUUUGAUCUUGAUGAACUUCUCAAGGCAUCUGCAUUCAUUCUUAGCAAAAGUGGGAUUGGGAUAAUGUAUAAAGUGGUGCUCGACAACGGCGUUACAUUGGCCGUGCGUCGAUUAGGUGAAGGCGGUUCUCAAAGGCUCAAAGAGUUUCAGACAGAAGUAGAAGCCAUAGCAAAGCUAAGACAUCCUAAUCUUGUCACUCUUAGAGCCUAUUACUGGUCUGUUGAUGAGAAGCUGCUCAUUUAUGAGUUCAUGCCAAAUCAAAACCUGGCCACUGCCAUUCAUGGAAAGCGAGAAAUGGAAGCUUUCACGCCGUUAUCUUGGUCUGUAAGGCUAAAGAUCAUGAAAGGAAUUGCUAAAGGAAUGGUUUAUCUCCAUGAAUUCAGCCCCAAGAAGUAUGUUCAUGGAGAUUUGAAGCCCAACAACAUACUUCUCAGUGAGAACAUGGAAGCCAAAGUUUCGGACUUUGGCCUAGCUCGACUUGCCAACAUAGCUGGAGUAACCCCGACCGUACAAUCGAAUCGAAUGGCAUCAAAUAAACCGUUAGAUCCAAAGCCAUCGAAAACCGUAACGUCUGAGAUCAUUUGCAGUUCAUCUUCCAACACUGGAACUUAUUAUCAAGCUCCUGAAUCACUCAAAGUCUUGAAACCAUCUCAAAAAUGGGAUGUUUACUCAUAUGGUGUGAUCUUACUUGAAAUGAUCAUUGGAAGAUUCCCACUAAUCCAAGUGAGUUCUUCCUCUGAAAUGGAUCUUGUUCAUUGGAUCCAACUCUGCAUUGAAGAACAAAAACCAAUUUCAGAAGUCAUUGAUCCAUUUCUAGUUCGAGAUGUAGAUAACGAAGAAGAGAUCGUCUCGGUACUAAAACUUGCAAUGGCUUGUGUUCAUGGAAGCCCUGAAAGGAGACCUUCCAUGAGACACAUCUCGGACGCGCUCGAAAGGGUAUCGUUUGAACCGAGGAAUUAAAAAUCCGAGCCGUUCUAAUAGAGAUGAAAGUUUGUGUAUUGGUUAAGACGACAGGAUAAAGAUAGUAAUGACUUUAUUUUGAUGUUUUUAAGAUUGUUGUGUUUUGUUAGCUGUGUGGUCUGCCCUAAGAGCAUGCUUUUUUUUAUAGGUUUCAUUAAAAAAAUGUUUAGAUUAUGGUGGGAAGUUGUCUUCUUCUUCUUGCUCUUUUUGCAGACCUUUGGCAUCCUCAUGCUCUCAUUCAAUAAAGACAUUUCUCUAUUAUUUGCUCCA
Cucurbita maxima (winter squash) is the source of this 2488-nucleotide messenger RNA. RefSeq names its product receptor protein kinase-like protein ZAR1. NCBI's taxonomy places the organism in Eukaryota, Viridiplantae, Streptophyta, Magnoliopsida, Cucurbitales, Cucurbitaceae. Gene Ontology annotation, molecular function: ATP binding; protein binding; protein kinase activity. Bases 131 to 2218 code for a protein of 695 amino acids. Gene Ontology annotation, biological process: protein phosphorylation. The transcript is spliced from 2 exons. The record is from RefSeq and is a predicted model, not a curated record.